Molecule: messenger RNA, 1056 nt
Organism: Adineta steineri
Lineage: Eukaryota; Metazoa; Rotifera; Eurotatoria; Adinetida; Adinetidae
Source: the annotation of a GenBank genome assembly
AUGGAACAAAUUCGUAGUCGUAAUUUACGUCAAAUAUUUCAAAAUAAAUAUGUAGUUUUUAUGGGUGAUUCAAAUAUGCGUUCGAUUUAUAAAGAUUUUAUUCUUCUUUUACAAGAAGAUAGACUAAUGAGUGAUCUAGAGCGAAAAUUCGGUGGAAAUAAAGAUAGAAUUUUUGGUGAUAUUUUACUUGAAGGUGGAGUUUAUAAGAGUUUAUCAAGUAGAAUUGAAUAUGAAGAAAAACGUAUAUUCUUGGCGAAUAUUUUUCUUGUGAAAUUCUUUUUUCUAACUCGAUGUCGAAAUGAUGUUACAGCUCGAGUAUUUGAAGAAUUUAGAAAAGAUCCCGAAAAACCAGAUCUUGUUAUUAUCAAUAGUACUCUAUGGGAUAUAAGUCGAUAUGGACAAAAUGGUGAAACUGAUUUUAAAACUAAUCUUCCACAAUGUUUCGAUGAAUUACGUGCGGCUACAUCACCAACAACAAUUAUUUUAUGGCUUACUGCUCUUCCUAUAUCAGCUGAACCGAAUGCAAUUGUAUUCGAUGAACAAUAUCGACCGGAAAAUAAAUAUUGGCGAACACAAUUUCUUCAUAUAAAUUCAUUUUCUGCUGAAUUAGCUAAAAAGAAAAAUUGUGAAGUAUUAGAUGUACAUUAUUUAUUUCGUGAACUACCAGAAUUACGAGGUACAGAUGGAUGUCAUUGGACUUCUAUAGGUUAUCGUGCCGUAACAUCUUAUCUUACGCAACUUGUAUCUCUUAUUUGGCAUGUACCUUAUAUAGAUCGUAAUGUUAUUGAAGCUAAAGAACGUGAAUUUCAUGGAGUAUGUCAUAGAAAAAUUAAGGAAGAAAAUGAACAUGUAAUAGUAAACAGUCUUAUUGGAGCAAAUACUACUGGAACAACUGAUUUUGAUUUGAAUACAUAUCUUACUAAUCAUGUACCAAUUAGAAGUGAAACUCAAAAUGUAGUAAAUCCAGAUAGAGUUAGUGCUAUGAUUGGACAAAUGAAUGAUACAGAUCGACGUAUUCUUACUCUUAUGGAUUAUUAUGAAAAACCUAAGAAAUAA